Molecule: messenger RNA, 699 nt
Organism: Aspergillus piperis CBS 112811
Lineage: Eukaryota; Fungi; Ascomycota; Eurotiomycetes; Eurotiales; Aspergillaceae
Exons: 2
Coding region: 1-699 (232 amino acids)
Source: RefSeq, a predicted model, not a curated record
AUGCCCACCAGUCAAGGGCAUCCAAACCUACCAAACCACGCCCUAAGAUGGCCAAGCAGACGGCCAAUUCACCUCUGCGACAACUUCUUCGACAGUCCCAAGAUCCAGGGCAUCAACGCUUCCUCCUACGACUGGUGGUACUUUGACGCCAUCGGCACCGACGGUGUGUCUUCUCUUGCCGUCGUCUUCUUCGUUGAGGCGAAUAGGUCUGGCUUCACCGUCACCGAAAACUUUACCAACAUGGACUUCAUCCAAAUCUCCGGCGCCUUCCCCAACGGUACUGUCUUCAGCGACUUCCUGUUCGCCGAUAAUGCAAUUGUGUCCACCAUCGGUGAUGGAUCUAGCGGUCUGUGGAACAACACCGGCAUCUCGUGGGCUGGCAGCCCCGAUCUUCAGGACUAUGUCCUGACCCUUGAUGCUGAGAACCUGGGGUACAAGGGAUCCUUCUCUAUGCACUCGGUCAGUAUGAAACAUGAUCUGCUACGAGUUCAAGGAAUUGCUAACAGAUCAACUUCCACAUAUUGCCCCACCCCACUACCCUUGCAGCCCCAAACGAGGCAACGUCUCUCUGGAGGUACUCUCAGGAGCUGGGCCAAUGCUGUCCCUGAUGCCGAAACCACCGUAAAUGUGACCAUCUUCGGGUCCGAGUUGAGCUUCGUGGGAACGGGCUACCACGACAAGCCUGGCUAUGGUCGCUAA